CAAGAAGAAAAAAAACCCAAAAACCUUUCAGUUUCAGCGGCUCUCCCAAAUUUGACCCUGUUGCAAUCCCAUUGGCCCUGAAUCAUCUCUUUCCGAUUACAAAAUUUGAAAGAAAAAUGAUUUUGAUUCGUACUGAAAAAUCCGAAUCAGAGAGAAAAUGACAAAGAAAGUGGGGCAGUUUUGUAGAGAGAGAGAGAGAGAUUGAAGGGCUUUUUAGAGAGAAGCGCGCGUGUGGGUUUUUGAGAGAGAGAGAGGGGCAGCGAUUCUGUUUUCACUCUUCUUCUUCUUCUUCUCCGUUCUUAAGCUUUCUGUGAAGUGGGUGUUGCUGGCCGGCGGCCAUUGUAGUCCUUCUUCUUCUUCUUCUUCUUCUUGUUCUGGUUCUGGUUUUGGUUUUAUCUCCUUCUGCAGUGCGGCGGAGAAACUGGCCGUGGAUUUGUGAUUUUGAGUGGGUUUUUGGAGAUGGGUUCUGCUCGAUUUAGCAGAUGCAGGACCAUGGAAGCUAUCGUCGCCGUUCUAUGCGUCUUGGGACUGAUUUCUCUGUGCUCUGCGACGAGAUUGGAACCAGACUCUCGCCAGAAGCUCGAGGUCCAAAAACAUCUCCGGCGCUUGAACAAGCCCGCUGUCAAAACUAUUGAGAGCCCAGAUGGAGACCUAAUUGACUGUGUUCACAUGUCUCAUCAGCCAGCUUUUGACCAUCCUUUCCUCAAAGACCACAAAAUCCAAAUGAGGCCAACUUACCAUCCAGAAGGGCUGUUUGACGUGAACAAAGUAGAAGAGAAACCCAUAGAAAAGCCAAAUCCAAUCAACCAACUGUGGCAUAUUAAUGGAAAGUGCCCUGAUGGCACCAUCCCCAUUAGAAGAACUAAACAUGAGGAUGUUCUAAGGGCAAGUUCAGUCAAAAGAUAUGGAAGAAAAAAGCAUAGAUCAGGCCCAAUACCCCCUAGGUCUGCUGAGCCUGAUCUCAUCAACCAAAGUGGUCAUCAGCAUGCCAUAGCCUAUGUGGAAGGAGAUAAAUAUUAUGGAGCUAAAGCAACUAUGAAUGUGUGGGAACCUAGCAUACAACAACCUAAUGAGUUUAGCCUAUCACAGCUUUGGAUUUUGGGAGGUUCUUUUGGUGAAGAUCUGAAUAGCAUUGAAGCUGGUUGGCAGGUCAGUCCCGAUCUCUAUGGCGACAACAACACGAGACUCUUCACAUACUGGACGAGUGAUGCAUAUCAAGCUACAGGCUGCUACAACCUCCUCUGCUCAGGCUUUAUUCAGAUCAACAGCGAAAUAGCGAUGGGAGCGAGCAUCUCUCCAGUCUCGGCAUAUCGAAAUUCGCAAUACGAUAUCAGUAUACUUGUCUGGAAGGAUCCAAAAGAGGGGCACUGGUGGAUGCAAUUUGGCAAUGGGUAUGUGAUGGGGUACUGGCCCUCGUUUCUGUUCUCAUACUUGGCAGACAGUGCCUCCAUGAUUGAGUGGGGAGGUGAAGUGGUGAACUCAGAGCCAAACGGGCAGCACACCUCCACUCAGAUGGGCAGUGGGCACUUCCCAGAGGAAGGGUUUGGGAAAGCAAGCUAUUUCAGGAACAUUCAAGUGGUUGAUGGAUCCAACAACCUCAAACCCCCCAAAGGCAUUGGCACCUUCACAGAGCAACCUGAUUGCUAUGAUGUUCAAACUGGCAGCAAUGGAGACUGGGGCCACUUCUUUUACUAUGGAGGCCCUGGGAGAAACCCUAAUUGCCAAUAGAAAUGUAGGGGUUAGGGGAAGUGGGCCCAAGUUUCUUAAAAGCUCGAAAGAAACAGGGCCUUUUGUUAUCACUUGUUGAUGUGGAUUUUAUUAGUUUGUUUAUUGGAUACUCCUCUCUCUUGGAGUUUGCUUUAUUAAUGAAAAAUUAAUUAAUGGGU
Molecule: messenger RNA, 1886 nt
Organism: Momordica charantia (bitter melon)
Lineage: Eukaryota; Viridiplantae; Streptophyta; Magnoliopsida; Cucurbitales; Cucurbitaceae
Product: protein neprosin
Source: RefSeq, a predicted model, not a curated record